This is a messenger RNA of Naegleria lovaniensis, 1248 nucleotides long. RefSeq lists its product as uncharacterized. Gene Ontology annotation, cellular component: cytosol. NCBI's taxonomy places the organism in Eukaryota, Heterolobosea, Eutetramitea, Acrasida, Naegleriidae. The coding region runs from base 1 to 1248 and encodes 415 amino acids. The transcript is spliced from 2 exons. Gene Ontology annotation, molecular function: tRNA-guanosine(34) queuine transglycosylase activity. The record is from RefSeq and is a predicted model, not a curated record.
AUGAAAGAAAUUCUCUUGUCGGCAGAAGAUGCUUCCAAACCUGAACUCACUCAUUUCCAAGUGAAUACCAUCUCGGCCUUGGAAUAUGAAGUAGUAGCACGAUGUGGACCCAAAGCUCGUGUUGGAAAAUUGAAAUUACCACAUCAUUUGGCGAAUACACCCAUUUUCAUGCCCGUCGGAACACAAGGUACCGUGAAAGGCUUAACCACUCAUCAAUUAGAACAACUCGGAUGUGAGAUUAUUCUCGGUAAUACAUAUCAUUUGGGAUUGAGACCUGGACCUGAAAUUCUGGAACAUGCCGGAGGACUUCAUAAAUUUAUGAAUUGGAAGAGAAAUAUAUUGACAGAUAGCGGAGGCUUUCAGAUGGUUUCAUUGUUGGAUUUGGCUGAUAUUACAGAGGAAGGAGUGAAUUUUCAAUCACCUCAUGAUGGAAGUCAAAUGUUAUUAACUCCAGAACAAUCCAUGACGAUUCAGAAUAGUAUUGGAGCCGAUAUUAUGAUGGCUCUUGAUGAUGUUGUGAGUACAGUCUCUACGGAUAUGGCCCGAUUUGAAGAGGCUACAUGGAGAACACUCCGAUGGAUUGAUCGAUGUAUUGCUAGUCAUAAGAGACCGCAUGAGCAGAAUCUAUUUGGAAUUGUUCAAGGAGGUCUCGAUGAAAGACUUCGAAAGAUUUGUCUAGAUGGGCUCAUUAAACGAAAUUUACCAGGUUAUGCAAUCGGUGGUUUGAGCGGAGGUGAAGAGAAGGAUAAAUUUUGGAGGGUGGUUUCCAUGUGUACAGAUUACUUGCCAGAUAACAAGCCAAGAUAUUGCAUGGGCGUGGGAUAUCCCGAAGAUUUAGUCGUGUGUGUGGCGCUAGGUGUAGACAUGUUUGAUUGUGUGUAUCCAAGUCGAACAGCUCGAUUUGGCACAGCUCUAGUUGCAGAUGGUGGAACAUUGAAAGUGAAAUCGAACGCAUAUCGAAUGGAUUUUGGACCGUUAGACCCUCAGUUGGAAUCUUCAUGCAUGGUGGAUGAAUGUUAUUCGAGAAGUUUUUUACAUAAUUUAUGUAAAGUGGAGCAAACUGGAUCACAAUUAAUGACCUAUCACAAUAUUGCAUUCCAAAUGAAUUUAAUGAAAAAUGUGAGAGAGUCAAUUGUGAAUGGAUCGUUUGAAAAAUUUGUGAAAGAUUUCAUGUUUUUAUAUUUUAAAAAGCAGAAAUAUCCAGAAUGGAUUGUGAAUGCACUUGGAUCUGUGGGAAUUAAUUUAUAA